Messenger RNA from Asterias rubens (European starfish), 1865 nucleotides. RefSeq lists its product as uncharacterized. The record is from RefSeq and is a predicted model, not a curated record. Lineage: Eukaryota; Metazoa; Echinodermata; Asteroidea; Forcipulatida; Asteriidae. Gene Ontology annotation, cellular component: membrane. The transcript is spliced from 3 exons. Bases 36 to 521 code for a protein of 161 amino acids.
GCAGAUCGCUGGAGGUGUACGCAGUGGACGUUAAAAUGGCUAAACUUGAUGCAAAAACCAAGCUCAUUUUUAUUUUAUUCUUCAUGAAUAUUACUUACUGUAAUAACGCCAGUGAGCCACCUGAUUGUGGAAGGAGACAGGUCAGUUUUGAGGAUGAUGUCAGUUAUGAGGAUAAGGUCACCCAUCCUGGAACUGAAACAAGAUCUUUGGACGGUUUCCUAGCAAUGGGUUUUUGCGGAUUACUUGCUGUAGUCGCAGCUCCAGUAAUACUCCCUGCUGUAGGAUUUACAUCAGGUGGAAUAGCAGCACCAUCCAUUGCAUCAGGCAUGAUGUCUACUGCAGCAAUUGCAAAAUGGUGGCGCUAUUGCAGCAGGAAGUACAGUGGCUGUUCUGCAGUCAGUUGGAGCUGCAGGGUUAGGAGCUGCAGGUACUGCUGCAGCUGGUGGUGCUGGUGCCUUAGUAGGGGCUGCUGUUUCAGAAGCAUUCUAGAGGAUGAAUGGUACUGUAUCUUGGCUGAAUAGUUUAGCCCAUGCAUCAAACUCAAGUUCUGGAGACUAAUUCACUGGAGUGUGGGUAUAAAUCCUGGUCAUGACACUUGUGUGUCCUUGGGCAAAACACUUAUUACUAAAUUUGCUUCAAUUUACAGUGCGUCAUAUACUCAUCAUAUGAUGGCUGAACUGUACAGGAAAGGGAUUAAGGAAGACUGACUUUGAUUUGUGAAGACAAACUAUUGUUUCAAUUAAAGGGAUAAUUUGGGCAUGGACAAUUAAGUAGGAACUUCUAAUAUCUUCAAUAUUACAGAAAUGUUAUUAAACAUUGUCUGUUUUUCUUUGCACGCUAUUUUUGGACCUACAGGGUAGACUUAUGGCCAAUGACAAGAGUUACGAUUUUGCAGUGUAUGCUUAUUACAAGUAAGUGUUUCAUAUGUUUUAAUUGAAUUGCAAAAAAUGUUUGUAUAUUAAAGACCGUGGACAAUAUUGUCAUAGACCAGUAUUCCCACUUAAUGUGACCCACGUCACCCACAUAUAAAUUAAUAAGAAACCUGUGAAAGUUACUCAGUUUGUCAUCGGAGUUACAAGAAACUUGUUCAGUUUUUUUUUCUUCUCAUUUCUCAAAAGUGGUAGCAUUUCAGGCAAAAGUUAUGGGAACAUUUAUAUUAUGUUAUGGGAACAUUUAUAUUUUCAAUCUUGUCAAUAGUGUGCACAACCUUGAAAUGUUGAUUUGCUUAUAAAUUAAGUAAAUUGCUUGCUUUAGUUUUAUUAUUUUCGUACAGUGAACUUGGAAGAUUUUUGAAGCCAGACAUUUGACUGUUAGUUUUUUACAUAAUCACUCAUAUAAUUAAUGGCAAUAAAAACUGUUAGUUUUUAUGGCCAAUAUUUAAUUUGAAUCUGUCUCAGAUUGUGUAUUUGGGAUUGUUCUUCCUGCUUAGACUAUUCGCCUCUGUUUUUCAGCGAUAUCUUGAACAUUUUGAGCUUUGGUUUGUCCUUCAAAUGACAAAGAUCUUCCUGGGUGUUUGAUUAAAUAAAUAAUAAAUGUUUUGCAUUUAUACAAUAAAGAAAAUAUUUCAAUUUGUUGAUAGAUGGAAUGUUCCAUUCAGCUUAGCUCGCCUUUGAAGCAUUCCAUCUAUCAACUUAUGAAUCAAUUCUCAUCAUUGCACGAAUGCAAACAUUCAUUGUUUGUAAAAGUGAAUGCCCUCAAAAUUGUCAAAAUUUAGAAUAUGCAUUAAUAAAAUGUAAUCAAUAUAUAGUAACUGCUUAGAUUAAAAAGUUUAAUUACAUUGGGUUUUUGGUAAAGAACUUUUGUUAUUACACUUCAAUAAAAAUGGACGUAGAAUGUUUCUCAAAUAAAACUUGCAUCCGAGUUUA